GCCUGUAGUUCGAACGCUGCACGGCCUCGACGAUCUGAACCGUUAGCCACGUUACGCACAAACUUAUUAUAUCUCGAGAUGAAUCCAAAGUGUUUCCGAUCAGCUUUCUGUGUCAGGGUGGCUGCUGUAUUUGAAUGAUGUUGUGAGGAGAUGCAUCAUCAGUCCGGCUGGAUUUGUUCCAAGAACGGCGUGUUUUGAAUGGCUUUGUUUUCCCGACUGAUUUGCCUUGAACUCCACGCAAGGAGAAAGGAGAGCUAGCGGAGCUAAGCUGCUAGCGAGUUAUCUACUUCCUUGUUGCACACUGGAGUGUGUUGGAAGACCAGAAGAAGUUUCUAAGGGGACGAUUUUUAAUUUUUACAAUGUAACACUGUCUGGUGGAUGGAUUUAAAGCAUCGCGCGGAUUGUAGCGGUAAAGAAGAACACGCUUUUUAAUAACUGGAGUAAUUUUGGCCUCUGUAGGCGAUUCAAUGGAAUGCGAUUGUGGACCAGAACAGUUAGCUAGCUUGAGCUAGCUGGUUUAAGCGAUUAGCAUUGGCUAUUCAAUCUGGGAGACAGCCAUUCUGGAGUACAAUGGUUGAGUACCGACUGAUUUUAUGACUCUGCAACACAAUAUUAUUUGAGUGUGGCGGAUUUUUUUGCCACCAAGUGUCAUCAUUUGUAGGACGCACUCGGUCUGGGCUUUUUGUUGUGCUGGUUUUGCAAUGGAAACGUUAAGCUUUUGAUCCUGCUAGCCGACAGGCUGUCUAAUUGAGAGACGUCAGCUAAGUAGCCUGUUACACCGCUAGCCCAAUGUUUUGUUUAGCAGCACAUAGGGGGACAUAGUUUUGAGAGAACAUUCUGUACUGUUAUUCUGGACUUUGUGGUAGCUGUGAUUCAUUUGAAAGGUAAAUGCCCAAUUCAGAGGUGCUUCGCGAGGGUCGCGGACGGAGCCCCUCUGAACAGCGACAUGCUAACAGACAGGACAGGCGGAGUAAGCCGGGGAGCGAUGGGACACAGCGAGAGCGGCACCGGGAGAAGAGGCGCUCGUCGGCUGCCCGAAGGAAAAAACGCAGGCCGGAGAAGAACAGAAACCUGUGGCCCAUCGGUGCGACAGAAAAAGCAGAAAAUAAUCGAAAGGGCGCUUUUGAUAAGGAGCUCGAACUUCGGACGCUAGUGGAAUAUGAUGACGUUAGCUCCCAGUCGGAGCGGUUCUCUGGAAGCCCCUCUCCUAAACUUUACCCUCACCCUGACGGGCUGGCAGUGGAUCGACUUAGCGAUGUUGACUUGGGGGAGUUUAACGGACCAGCAUCUCCAGUAAGAAGCCAACUGGAGGGCCGGAAGGCGGUGUGCCUUAGUAAGGAUAGCAUAACCAGAGGACCAUCCGUGAAGAAUAAACAAGGGAAAGAGAUAAGUAGAAAGAAAGUCCAUCGUAGUCGUGAGAGAGACCCCUCAAAAGUCAGGAGUGGAGGUAGCCUGAGUGGCUCUAAAAAUCACAGGGACGCUGCAAAGAGCGGUGACAGGAAUGGCAAAAGGACUUCCACAUCACUGACCUCCCAAUCCGCAGACAAAAAAGAUUCAAAAAGGCACAAAAGUAAAACGAGGUCUGACAAAGAGCCUCCGUCUGCAUACAGAGAAGCUCCACAGGCUUACAGAGAUGACCGUGAUGACCUCAGGGCAUACAGGAGAAGUCCUGGUUUUAAAGCAGACAGUCCCUAUGGGCCAUCUUACUCCUACAACUACCAGUCUCCUGGUGGAUUCAACCAGGUAAUAUCUAGAAGAAGUCCAACUUUCUUAAGUAAAAGACCCUCACCCAGCUCCACUUAUUAUAGUCGGGAUAUAGAUGUGUACGGAGCAUAUGGUGUUUCAAAGUCACCCAGUUCGUACUCCAGCAACAAGAGGAAGCGAUCUCCAUCCAGUCCAGUUAACUGGCGCAGGUCGCCCAGUUUCAGCAGGCAUAGCCCAUACGAACAAGGAGAGUUUGUCUCAAGUCCCAAUGGAAAUCGCAGAAGAUCCCGAAGUCCCUACAGGAAGUCCAUGAGUCCGAGUCCAGAUGUCAGACGACCUGCUAAGUCUCGUAGCAGAAGUCCAUAUUCAACCUCAAGGCAUUCACGUUCUCACAGCCGCCACCGGCACUCUCGUUCCCGCAGUCGCCACUCCAGCCUCUCGCCGAGCACGCUCACGUUCAAAAGCAGCCUCGCCGCUGAGCUCAGCAAGCAGAAAAAAGUGAAAGCAGCAGAGGCUGCCGCCAAGGCCAAGAACUCGAGCAAUACAUCUACUCCGACCAAAGGUUCCUCCUCGGCUCCUCAGCCGAGCCCCAAGUCUAACCACACCUCCAGGAAGGGACGUCCUCCCUCUCCACCUCCACCAGAGAAGGGACCCAGAACGCCGCAAUCCAGCCAGCCCCAGUCCCCUGCAGACAAGUUGUCCAAGAAGACCACAGAAUGCCAGACCAGUAAGGACAGAGAUUGGAAGGGCAGAGAUGAUUCGAUACACCGGGACAAAAGGAAAGUGGCAACAUCUGGACCAAGCAAAGACAAGGAGCGACCCACCGCUCCAAUUAUUUCCACACUGCCAGCGCUACCGUUGCCCCCUGUCAUUGAGAACUUUGAUAAAGGAGAAAGCUUAAAGGACGCCUCAACGAAGAAGAAAUUAGAGAAGAAAUCCCGUCAGCUCCUGACCGACUUGCCUCUUCCCCCUGAGCUUCCUGGAGGCAUGUCUUCUCCACACAGCCCGCUUGAGGACAAAAAGUCCCAAACGCUUCGUCGAAGACCAAGAAUUUGUGGCCCAAGACACGGUGAAAUCAAAGAAACAGAGAUGUAUUGGGGAAAACGUUGCGUGGACAAGUUUGAGAUCAUUGGAAUAACGGGAGAAGGGACCUAUGGUCAAGUGUACAAGGCUAAAGACAAAGACACUGGUGAGAUGGUGGCUUUGAAAAAAGUUCGACUGGACAAUGAAAAGGAGGGCUUCCCAAUCACAGCCAUUAGAGAGAUUAAAAUUCUGCGACAGCUCAAUCACAAGAGCAUCAUAAACAUGAAGGAGAUUGUCACUGACAAAGAGGAUGCUCUGGACUUCAAGAAUGAUAAAGGUGCUUUUUACCUCGUGUUCGAGUACAUGGACCACGACCUGAUGGGUCUUCUGGAGUCCGGUCUGGUCCAUUUCAAUGAGAACCACAUAAAGUCCUUCAUGCGGCAGCUGCUGGAGGGCCUCGAUUACUGCCACAAGAAGAACUUUCUUCACAGAGACAUCAAGUGCUCCAACAUACUCCUCAAUAACAAAGGUCAAAUCAAGCUGGCAGACUUCGGACUAGCUCGACUCUACAACUCUGAAGAGAGUCGACCAUACACCAAUAAAGUGAUCACACUGUGGUACCGCCCCCCGGAGCUGCUGCUGGGGGAAGAGCGGUACACUCCAGCUAUUGACGUGUGGAGCUGUGGAUGCAUUCUGGGUGAACUCUUCACAAAGAAACCAAUAUUUCAAGCGAACCAGGAACUUGCACAGUUAGAACUCAUCAGCCGGAUCUGCGGCAGCCCCUGUCCUGCUGUUUGGCCAGAUGUCAUAAAGCUUCCCUUUUUCAACACCAUGAAGCCAAAGAAGCAGUACCGGAGACGCCUGAGGGAGGAGUUUGCUUUCAUCCCCCUGUCCGCCCUGGAUCUCUUCGACCACAUGCUGAACCUGGACCCCAGCAAGCGCUGCACAGCUGAACAAGCGCUGGGCAGCGAGUUCCUCAAAGACGUGGAUCCGGACAAGAUGCCUCCUCCAGACCUUCCCCUUUGGCAGGACUGUCAUGAGCUGUGGAGUAAGAAGCGUCGCCGCCAGAAGCAGAUGCCAGAGGAGCUGGUGGCCCCUAAAGCCCCCCGCAAGGAGCUGGGCCUCGAUGACAGCCGCAGCAACACGCCGCAGGGCUUCACCGCUCCGGGAGGCAUCAAAGCACAGAAUUCAGCUGCUUCUGCACUUCUGGAACCAAAGGGUCCAAACUCCCAGUUCACCCAGGAGCAGCUGGCCGUCCUCUUAAACAUAUUUGGGCAGCCCAAGAGUGCAAUCAACCCCGCCCAGUUUGUCCAGUCCAUGAGCACAAAGGUCAACCAGGAGGCACUGCAGCAGCUCACUAAAGCCUUAGCUCCCUCUGACCCGUCAGAACCCGCACCGCAACUCACUUCUGCCAAACCCCCCCAGCCUCCCGUGCCAGCCGGAGUCCCGCGUACUCCCCCCAUGCCCAAGCCUCCUUCGCCCCCCAUAUGCGCCCCGCCGGUUAUUCCUGAGGGCGAAGCCGCGGCCGCCACCCACACGGCCGUGACCAUGCUGCUGGCCCAGCUGCUGCAGGCUCAGCAGGCUCAGAGGCAGGAAGCAGCCGACAGCGGGGAAGGAGCGGAGAGCAGCACCGCCGCGGCCCCGCCUCCAGCGCUUCCACCUCCAGAGGUCAAGCCGCCUCCAGAACCCAGCCCUGUUUCUCCAGUAUCUGAGGUUGGGGGCGUGUCCAUCCUGCCCCCGGACCAGCGCCCCCCUGAACCCCCGGAGCCUCCCCCACAUGCCGAUCUAGACUACCGCCAGCCGCCACCUGAGCCUAAGCUGGGUCACGCCCCCCCAAUCACCUCUGCCAGCGGAGAUGAAGGAGGUCGGCCCCCGGAGCCGGACUACCCUCCCCUUCCUCCCUCUGCAGAGGGGUCUGCCUACAGCCACCCGCCUAUCCCUCCUCCUCCCUUCACUCCUGGUUUUGCUGACAGCUACAUGGGCCACAUGAUGGGCGGGGGCCUGCCACCCCACGCACUGAGGGAAGUGUUCAGCGGUCCAGGCGCUGCGGCCUCGAACAGCGCUGGGGUUCUGCCACCUGCCCACCCGGAGCCUUUUCCCCCAGCAGCGGCAGCCCCCGGCCCCGGCAGCCUGCUGUUCAGUGGGGACAAGGACCACCGUUUCGAGUACAAUCACAGUCCGUUAGCCGUAGAGGGGCAGCCCAACCCCGCCGCCAUCCACAUGUACAACCACGCCCUGGCCAGGAAGGAUGUGGGUCCGCCUCCCAUCCCGGCGCCGGGACAAGCCUGGGGCUCCCCGUCCCAAGUCGGGGCGCCACCUCUUCCCCUCGGGUUUGUUCCACACGUGAAUUCUACAGCAACAAUCAGAGGACGAGGGCUGCCUUUCUGAAAGCCUGGAAUCUGAAGGCAGCGGUGUACUGGAGCCGUUUUUCUAGACCUUAUCAGAUCUGGAGAUGCACUCUCAGUUUUAUUAACUUAAGUCUGUGUAAAGCAUUGUAUUUUUUCCUUAAUCUGGAAUAUGUUGCAGAAGGACAGAAGAAUAACACCAGGAGCUUUUCUUGCUCGUACUGUUUUCAUAUUUUUUUGUAAUCUAUUCUGCUGUCUUUUAAAUUAAACUUUUACCUUUAUUUUUCUUCUUCUUUUUCUUUUUGUUCCGUUUUUGGGAUGUACAGCGUCAGGCUGGGUAAAAUUUUUAAUCUCUACCUUUUAGCCUUUCUGUAAUUUUUCCCAGGCAGAGUAGUAUUAUUGUUUUGCACUACUGACCAAAGUAGGCAGAAACUAUUUUGGCUACGAAAGGAGAUGGAUGCACACUUGGAACAUGAUUGAUGACGAGGUGACGUCUUUUCCAUCUUGAAGUCGAUGGCUGAAGAAUGAGGCGCUGGAGCGGGGAGCGUAUUCAAGGACUGGGUAGCACUUGUACGACCGCAGCACACCCGAUUUUCCAUCACGAAGUCUUGGAGUUCCAUGGGAAUCCUCGGCACUGUAGAAAACAAAAUGAAACAUCGAUGAGCGAAGCAAACUGAUCCAAAAUUCAAAAAGGAAAUAAUUUUUCUUUUGUACUAAAAUGAUUUGUCCUUCUCCCUUGUCCUUUGGCAAAUGUUUAUUAAAGAAAUGCCAACAAUG
Messenger RNA from Poeciliopsis prolifica (blackstripe livebearer), 5849 nucleotides. It is a transcript of the gene cdk13, whose product is annotated as cyclin-dependent kinase 13. Gene Ontology annotation, biological process: transcription elongation by RNA polymerase II; protein phosphorylation; positive regulation of transcription elongation by RNA polymerase II. The coding region runs from base 889 to 5115 and encodes 1408 amino acids. Lineage: Eukaryota; Metazoa; Chordata; Actinopteri; Cyprinodontiformes; Poeciliidae. Gene Ontology annotation, molecular function: RNA polymerase II CTD heptapeptide repeat kinase activity; cyclin-dependent protein serine/threonine kinase activity; ATP binding. The transcript has 14 exons. The record is from RefSeq and is a predicted model, not a curated record. Gene Ontology annotation, cellular component: nucleus; cyclin/CDK positive transcription elongation factor complex.